Molecule: messenger RNA, 2928 nt
Organism: Podospora anserina S mat+
Lineage: Eukaryota; Fungi; Ascomycota; Sordariomycetes; Sordariales; Podosporaceae
Exons: 3
Coding region: 1-2928 (975 amino acids)
Molecular function (GO): protein binding
Source: RefSeq, a predicted model, not a curated record
AUGGAUUUUCCUCGGGGUCUGCCCGACAACCCAGCCCACGCCCGCCGCGCUGUAGAGGCUGCUGCUCGCGCAAAUCCCGUUCCACCACCACCAGUUCCGAGCAUCAAAGAUGUGCCGUCAAAUACCAACCUCUCGGCCUCGGGGCCCAUCUCAUCGAGCCAGGUGCUCGCCCUCGCGAGGGAGGCCAUGCGGGCCGCUCACGAAAACGAAGCGAAAGCGGCAGCCGCCAGCGGAGUUAGCAACACGCUGCCAAAACCAGGCCUCACCAUUGAUCUGAGCAGGAAGAAGAUUGCAAAGUUGCCAGAGGAAAUCGUCGACAUAAUAAAGGACGAACUAGAGCGACUUGCCCUAUCACACAACUACUUGGAAACCAUCCCAUCACGUCUGCCAGAAUGCACAUCAUUGCGGUAUCUCAACGUCCGACAGAACCAGAUCAAAGAAUUUCCCCUUGCGCUCUGCGACCUAAAAUCCCUGGAGAUUCUCGAUCUGGGCCGAAAUCAGUUGCAAACUCUGCCGCCAGAAAUCAUCAAGCUGUCGUCCCUCAAGGUCUUCUCGAUUCACAAGAACCAAAUCACGAAGCUGCCGCUGUGUCUUGCCGAAAUGCCGUCACUGUCGGUCAUCAAACUUGAGGGCAACCCCCUGGAGUUUCCGCCCCGGGAGGUCUGGGAUAGUGGCGGAGAUAACGCUGGAGCGGCCAAGGAGAGUGACAUGACCGAGGUGGCCCUGACGACACGCAUCAAGAAGUUUCUCAAGCUCACGGCUUCAAGUAUGAAUGGGCGUGGUGAUUCCGAUUCGGUGGGAGACGAUGCGGAAGGAACCGAAACACCGCGGCCAACAAUCAAGCGAGUAUUCAGUGGUCGAUUCCCCGUCCGGGUCAACGGCAGCGAUAUGCCCGAUCUUCGAUCACCGGCUCUUACUCGCCCUCCACCAAUUCCCUCGCGCUCACACUAUCGUGGACUCUCUCAGCAAAAUGGAGCACAGCGGAGACCUGGAGUCAUGCCGCUGACCAUCGGUAACCCAAACGAACGGGUGCGCAGCAAUUCAGAGACGAUUGUGCAAACCUCAAGCAGGGAGCGGUCCGAAAGCAGGUCACGGCGGAUGGGCAUUGUGUCAAAGCGGUCAGAGCUCAGCACUUUGGAGGAAAUCGAGGGUACAAACCGGUUCAGCCAUUACCGCGGGCUCAGUCAUGGAUCCGCCAUGCAAGGGAACGGGACCGUCAUGCAGGUGCAGAGUCCAAACGUCACAAGCCCGGCCGAACCGGCACUGCAACGGCCCGUUUACGUGCGCAGGCUGUCUAUCCUGCCAGAGAGGAGACGGGAGUCCAAGGUGUUUGAUCCGGUGCUGGAAGCUUCCAAGGGCAUUUUGUAUUCCAUCUUCCAGAUCCAUCCGAUGAUCCAAAUGUUGAUCGGUCUGACCAACGACGGAACCUCGCGCCGGUCCAACUCUUUGGAGAUUGUCUUUUACAACACCAACGCCCAUGUGGAACAGCUGGAGCUGGAGAUUCAGAAGCAUGACCAGGCGAUGGAUGCUGGGGGUUCGAGGGAAAACGAAAACGUGCAAAGGGCAUGCAUCACGCUGAUCAAUGCCUACACGCACGUCUGCUCGCUGUUGAUGAGCAACGUCGACCUUUUUCUGGACAAUGGCGACCCGCGGUACAUUCGGACUCUGUUGACGCAGCUCUAUAAUAGCAUAAUGGAGCUGCGUGUGACAUGCUCACAGGUCGCUCCGCGGUCUCUGCCGCCGCAUAUGCGAACGGACCCGGGCGAAACCCUCCGCCCUCACUCGCGGGAGAAUUCUUUUGUUCCUCCCACGGCCGACCGCCCGGCUAUGAUCAACAACAGGUCGCGGAACGGGACAUUUGUCCACCACCCGAGCAGCCUCCGGGUGACCACCGAUGUUCCUCUGGGGCCAUUUGUCAAUGGCUCCAGCAGGACAGCCAUUAUGAGCGCUGCCACACCCCGCUCAGGGGAGUCGUUUGCUUCCAACAGCACGUCAGGUGUCCGAAACCUGUCGGCUGACUUUACCGAGGAGGACCGCGUCUUUGAACGGAUUUUCCUCUCAUUAACCAAAACGGCGGAUCUAGUCAUGCGGAUACUACCCCAACUAAGCCAGCAGCUUUCGUCGUCGAUGAGACUGGCAAUGGCGCAGCGAGCCCCCGAGCACGUUGUGCAGCCCUGGAAGAUGUUGAUCCACCGGUGUACAGUCUCGAUUCAGCAAACAGAGAGUUUGAAGCAGAAGCUGUCGACGAUCAAGCUUAAGGAGCCAGGGAUCAGGACACAGGCGCCGUUUUGGGGCCUGUGCAGCAGUUUCAUUGAUUCCUGGUACAUGCUGGUCACAAAGAUCAAGCAACUUCAAAGCGAGGUUCAACUGCCAAUAGACACCAGGUCGAGGUUGCGACCGGUUCAUCAGAGCAUGAAGGAAACAUGUGACCUAAUACACUCGAGUCCUUGGGCAUACUUUACACGACAAGGGCAUCAUCAUGGGCACCAUGGCCAUCACGGAAACCAUGGGCAUGGGCCUAAUCAUGGGUCGGAGAAUUUGAGUCCUUACAACUUGCAACCAUUGCCGAUGACGCCGCAGAGUGCCGCCUUGGGUCCGGCAGUCCAGGCGACUGUGCCUUCCACCCCACAGAGCGCUUCGUUUGCGGCGGCGUUCCAGGGCAAUGUAUUUGAACGAGCGGAUACCUUGCUCUCCAUGGGAGGGCUAGGCAUGUCGAGGCACGGGACUAUGAACUCCACCUCGACAACAGCGAGUCUCACCACGGCGGGCAGCAUGCACUCUGUGAACUCGAGCCAGGAUAUUCCGACUCCGAGCUCGGCCCUAAGCCCAAUGCCUUGGCCAGGACAUGGGCACUCGCAAGGGAGCUUGAGUGUGCUACCGUUGCGACUCCCAGCAGGAGGUAGCAAUGGGAAAAUGAAUGGAUUUUGA